Molecule: messenger RNA, 5104 nt
Organism: Myxocyprinus asiaticus (Chinese sucker)
Lineage: Eukaryota; Metazoa; Chordata; Actinopteri; Cypriniformes; Catostomidae
Product: RUS family member 1-like
Exons: 15
Coding region: 57-1364 (435 amino acids)
Source: RefSeq, a predicted model, not a curated record
GCGACUCGCUUAAGACGUGGCGAUACAAACGAAAACACGGAAGAGUAAUACGUUGGAUGGAUGAGAUGGAGGACCGUGAAGGGGUGUUUGCCACAGAGCGUUACGGCUCUCAGGAGUCAUGGAAAUACCUGUUGAAGGAGGGGAGGAUGAAGAGACAGAAAGAUGUAGAGCACAGUAGACUGGCGGGAAAUUCAAUCUCUGGCGUGUUUAAAAGUGUUUUCCUGCCACAGGGAUAUCCCGAGAGUGUCAGUGAGGAUUACCUACAAUAUCAGUUCUGGGACACUCUGCAGGCAUUUUCCAGCUCUCUCUCUGGCACACUCGCUACUCAGGCUUCACUGAGGGGUGUUGGGGUUGGAAAUCAAGAAGCAACAGUUGCAGCGGCUACAAUAACAUGGAUAAUAAGGGAUGGAACCGGAAUGUUGGGAAGAAUACUGUUUGCCUGGCUCAAAGGGAGCAGGUUAGAUUCUGAAGCCAAAAAGUGGAGGCUGUUUGCUGAUGUUCUAAAUGACAGUGCUAUGUUCAUGGAGAUUGCAGCCCCCCAUUUCCCUCCUUUUUUCACCCUAAUUGUCUGCAUUGCUGGAAUAUUUAAAUCCAUUGUAGGAGUUGCUGGUGGGGCAACAAGAGCUGCAUUAACUGUCCACCAAGCUCGUAGAAACAACAUGGCUGAUAUCUCUGCCAAAGAUGGGAGCCAGGAAACCCUGGUGAACCUGGCAGGGCUGCUGGUCAGCCUGGCACUCAUCCCAUUUGUAACAGAUAACCCUUUGUUGACAUUCAUCCUAUUCUUCCUUUUCACGGUUCUUCACCUGUUUGCCAAUUACAAAGCUGUCCGGUCUGUUGUUAUGGAAACCCUCAAUGAGGCUCGUUUGUCCAUAGUCCUCCAUCAGUACUUGCUUCAUGGACAACUGCUUAGUCCAGUGGAGGCAAAUAAGAAGGAGCCUGUGUUCUUGUCGUUUCAAAGGACAGUUACCAUCAAGUUGGGUGUGAGGCUUGGAGACAUUGUUGAAGAGCCAGGAGAACUACAGCUGGCAUUGAAGAACAACAGCAAACCAUACCUCAUUGGAAUCAAAAAUGGUUCUGUCUGUGUAUGUCUGGGAAGUGAUGCAUCUGUGCAUGAUGAAAUAAUGGCAGCAUGUCAGGCCUUGUGCCUUAGUACUGUUCUACACAAUGGUAUCUCUCUGGAUGGUGCCCUGAAACAGCUCUCAAACACCAGAGACCCAUGGGAAUUAGUAUCACAAAGUCAUAAAAUGAUUGAUCAGCUUUUCCAGACAUUUGUUAAAGAACUUGAUCAAGCUAAGUGGCAGACAGACCGGACACUAUUGAACUGGAAUGAGUGGCGUGUGGAAUGGAGAAAAAAGAGAAGCUGAAUCAGGACGUUAUGAGAAGGAAGGGAAAAUUGAAAUUUUCUUGAUUCCAUUGAUAUUUCAUUUGGACAUAACUGUUUUAAAUGUUUUAAUGACUUAAAGAGCUCAACAGUAGAGCUAAAAUUUACAGGUUUAUAUAAAAGUUUUAAAUAAAAACCACCAAGACGACAAACUCUGCAUGCAAAAUCAUAAAAAUGCUAAGCUCUUAUCAUACUGCAUCCAGAACAGAUCAUGUAGUCUUUAAUCAUAUGAUCUAUAUUUGUUUUAAAGCUGCUAGAAAGGCCCACACAGAAUCUAUGCAAUAUUUUGACAAAUUUUAUCAUGUUCUCAGCUACCAAUAACAGUGUAGUACUCUCAGCUCCAAUUACACACAUUUUAAAAUGUGUUUAUAAAAGUGUGCAGAUUCCAUCUAAGCCUGCUUACAGCACUGCUCCAUAUGCAUUUUCCUUAAAGGUGCACUCAGUCAUUUUUUCCUGAUUAAAAAAGAUUUACUCAAAUAAAUUAAUAAUCAUUUUGAAACAAAUGUAUAAAAUCAUGACCAAUCACAUGAGAUGAGGAAUCUUUUGAGCCACACCCAUCUUGAGGUCCUCUCUGCCACUUCGGUGGUACUGCGGAUGGCUCUCCUCUAACUCUCUCCGUCAAUGCUCAAAUUGCUGAAGGCUCUGGCUAACAAAUGGGCUGCGAAUCCCCUGCAUCCAACCUCCACUGGAAGACACCUCACUCUCCAUCUAGCCUGCUGACAGUUGCUGACCAGUCCUGCGUACUUGGAGAGCUUCCUUUCAAAAGCCUCGUCCAAGCGAUCUUCCCACGGGACUGUUAGUUCCAGCAGCACAGCUUGCUUGGUGGACUCAGACACAAGCACAAUGUCUGGUCGCAGGGUAGUGGCUGCAACAUGGUUAGGGAACUUCAGCUGCUGUUCGAGGUCCACCAGCAGCUGCUAGUCCCUUGCAGAGGUCAGGAUGCCUGCAGAUGUUCCUUUUGCGGGUAUUGGCUGCUCCCUGGCUCUGACAAAGGCGAUGGUCUGCUUGGAGGUUCGGGGCCGCUUUGCCCACUCAACUACUGCGCUGAUGGCUUCAGCGAUGGUCUUCAGGACCUGAUCAUGCCUCCAUCGGUACCGUCCUUCUCUAAGUGCCUUUGUGCAGCAGCUGAGGAUGUGAUCCAGGGUUCCUUGCUUGGAGCACAGUGGGCAUGCUGGCGACUCUGCUUUGCCCCAUAUGUGCAGAUUUAAUGGGCUUGGAAGCACAUCGUACACUGCCUGGAUGAGAAAUGUUAUGCAUUGUGGCACAGCUUUCCAAAGCUCAGCCCAGGUCACUUUCCUCUCGACCGCAUUCUCCCAUCUUGUCCAAGCUUCCUGCUGCUUCAUUCCCACCACCUUGUAGGUUCUUGUCUCCUCCACUGUUGCUCUCACCUCCUCCUGGACCAGUUGGCGCCUUUCCUUUACUCUGCUGGUGUUCAUUUGGGGAGUUGUAAAGGAUCCUAGCACAGCUCUGCCUUGUGUGACCACUCCCACCAGCCUCCUGUGCCGCAGCCUUACCUCUGCUUCCUGGAUGGCCUCCUCAGCUCUCCACUUCCUGCCAGUCCUCAUUUGGAUCCCUGCUUUACCCACCUUUGGAACACUUGAGUCCCUGUACUGUACCAUUUCUCUGGCACUUGUUACCUUGAAUUCCUCCUCCAAGGAUUUGAAGGGUAGUUGCAGUUCGGUGUGGUGUCCAUAAAGUGCAAUGCUUCUCAGGCACUUUGGCAGCCCCAGCCAUCUCUUGAGGUGGUUGCUGACACUCCUCUCCAAGGCUUCGACUGUCAAGAUCGAAACUGCAUAGACGAGGAGGGGUCACAGGACUCUGGGAAGAAUGCUAUACUGAUACACCCAGGCUUUGAACUUCCCAGCUAGCCAUCCAACUCUGUGCAGGUCGCCUUGAUGGAUGUUGUGUCCUUUAGAAAGCUGUCAAAAACCUUGCCUAAGUUCUUGACAAGCUUUUCUGUGAUGAUUGGGAUGGCUGUGCCUGCUAUGUUGAACCGGAACUUUUCUUCCACCUUCCACCUUUCCUCAGCACCAUAGAUCUUGAUUUGGCUGGUUUGAAAUACAUCAAACGGAUCACCGGGGAUCCUGGGAUCUUCUCCCUUCUCCAGAAGACUCGCAGGAACUACCACAGAUGCAGCAAGAGUUUGGGACAGUUCUUGUACACUUUGUAUAAGGUGCUACUUGGUCCUGGAGCCGAGCUUGCCCUUGCUUUGCGGACGACCUCUCUGAUUUCCUUUAGCUGGGGGGGGGGUCUAUUAGAAUGUUACACUCUCCUAACUCCUGCUCUCUUUCAGGGUCGCUGUAUGUCUUCUUCAGAUGUUGGUCUAUGUCAUCCUACGAACAGUUCAGUUUUCCACUGAGCUUCUACCCCAGCAACUCCUUAGUGAACUUGAAGGGGUUGGCGAUGAAGGCAGCACACUUUUGGUCAAUCAUAGAUGACUGUGAAUUUUAAAUGUAUACAAUGGAAUUUGUAACUGAAAACUACAGUGUUUGAAUGAUGCUGCAUCCAUGCCACUAGGUGUCAGUGUAAGUCCAAAAAUUACUGAGUGCACCUUUAAGUGUCUUUUGAAUCUCCAUCCAUAGAGAGAAUAGUCAUAUGACAGGCCCGGUUGUCCUCAAAUCAACGUUAUAGCGCCCUCAAUUGCAGACCAGGGCAAAUUUAUUCGGAACAUCUUUUUUUAUUGGAUCUCUGGGACCUAAUGCGCCUCCACAAGCGUUUAAUAUGUUCAGGGUUGCCAGAUAAUAGAUGUGAACCCCCCCAAAUCAGAGAUUUAUACUUGCACAAAUUGGAAAUAUUCUGCCUAAUGCAGUGUUUAACAACUGUCAAGUGUGCCGUGGAAAAAUGAUCAAAUUCCACAAAAUAAAUAAAUACCAUUUUCCAGAAUAUAAAUCGCAGAUUUUGUCAUCAUCUGAAAGGUCCAGCGACUUAUAGUCUGAAGCGACUUAUAUACAUAAUUUAUAUGUAACUGAUGUCGGCUGGUCAGAAACACUCACCAAAACAGUUGGAAAACAGAGAUGGCCAGGGUUGGGAGGGUUACUUUUGAAAUGUAUUCCACUACAGAUUACAGAAUAAAUGCUGUAAAAUGUAAUUUGUAACGUAUUCCGUUAGAUUACUCAAGGUCAGUAACGUGUUCUAAAUACUUUGGAUUACUUCUUCAGCACUGGUAGAUUUUUUCACUUGUUUUGACUAUAAAAACUCUGCCAGUACAGUAAGACAAAAUACACAUUAAAAAUACAUUCUCUGAAAAACCUAAAUAUCUUAUGCAGUGUUGUUUCUAAAACAUCUUAUGCAGUGUUGUUUCUAAAACAAGAUACAUCAAAUUGAUUUUGUUUUAAGAAUUUUUAGAUAUUUUUACAGGAAAACAAUACAAAAAUUAUUAUCAAGUAUAAGCUUUUUGCUCUAAUAUCAAAGAAAUUAUGAUCCAACGUGAAUUUUCUUGAUAAAAAAAUAUGAUUGUGCCUGGUAACAUGUGCAUGUAAAAUGGAUAGAAACAGCAUUUUAGCUUAUCAUAAAGCUGACAAUUUACACAAGAUUUAUUUCUGUUUCUUGUGCUCCAAACUUACUUCAAACUUACUUCUCUGUCUGCUCGUAUGAAUGAACACUUCAUAAGAAAGUGUUUCACCGCUGUUCAAAUGCACUUUGGAUCACAUCAUUUAUAUGUAUAAAUGUUUUCCAUCUGAAAGGACUAAAUAUUAAAUAAAACUUAUGACAAUAAAAUGCAAA